This is a messenger RNA of Acomys russatus (golden spiny mouse), 2673 nucleotides long. RefSeq names its product carbohydrate sulfotransferase 3 (gene Chst3). Lineage: Eukaryota; Metazoa; Chordata; Mammalia; Rodentia; Muridae. Gene Ontology annotation, cellular component: Golgi membrane. The transcript has 3 exons. The coding region runs from base 558 to 2000 and encodes 480 amino acids. Gene Ontology annotation, molecular function: chondroitin 6-sulfotransferase activity; N-acetylglucosamine 6-O-sulfotransferase activity. Gene Ontology annotation, biological process: N-acetylglucosamine metabolic process; carbohydrate metabolic process. The record is from RefSeq and is a predicted model, not a curated record.
CGCGCUCUCUCCCGGCUCCUCCCUUCUCUCUGCGUCCUCCGCCUCCUCCAUCCUUUCCGAGAGGCCGAGUAGGCGGCUGCACCAACUUCACUAAAGCUUCCCAAAGUUGCGGGGUGCGCGUGUGGAGUGAGGCAGGGAGCACGGCGGAGAGGCACCGGGCUCUGGGAGCCUUAGCUGCUGUUAGGGAGGCCGCCGGCGGCGGCUAACAGGAUCGGGGUCCUGGAUAGGUCUGAUCAUUCGCCUGCGGCUAGAACAUCGCCCGCCUGGCGCCGCUUCCCGCCCAGUGAGGGGACCAGCUCGGCCGCGCCUCCCUCCCCGCAGCAGCCAAGGAGGCAGAGUUGGAGCGGUGGGGAGCGCGGCCCCCAGCACCUUCUGAACGGGGGACGCAGUUGGGGGCGGAUGCUGCCGGUGCUAGACGCCGGCCUCCGGAGAGUCGGAUCCGCCCGCCGGGAGGAGGAGGCUCGGCCGGGGGUGAGGGGUUCUCCACCUGAAGAGGACAAGUUGGGUCCCAAGCCAUGCCCUUGAGCUGAGUGCCUGCAUCCAGCCCGAGGAGCCCCAUGGCACCCCCUCCCCCAAUGGAGAAAGGACUCACUUUGCUUCAGGAAUGCCGGGACUUUGUACACAGCCUGAAGAUUCGGGGCAAAUACGCCCUGUUCCUGGCAUUUGUGGUCAUAGUUUUUGUCUUCAUCGAAAAGGAAAAUAAAAUUGUAUCCAGGGUCUCAGAGAAGCUGAGGCAGAUCCCUCAAUUUGUGGCAGAUGCCAACAGCACCGACCCAGCCCUGCCCUUAUUGGAAAACGCUUCCCUCUUUUCCCUGAGCGAGUUGGACUCUACCUUCUCUCAACUGCAGAGCUACCUGCACAACUUCAGCCUGCAGCUGGGCAUGGAGCCAGCAAUGAAGGCUCAGGGGCAGGAGGCUGCCGCAGAGAAGUCACCAAAGCAGGCUGGAGCAGGGAAGCGGCGCCACGUGCUCCUCAUGGCUACCACCCGCACGGGCUCCUCAUUCGUCGGCGAGUUCUUCAACCAGCAGGGCAAUAUCUUCUACCUCUUUGAGCCACUGUGGCACAUCGAGCACACUGCGUCCUUCCAGCAAGGGGGCGCCAGCUCGGCUGGCUCAGUGCUGCUCUACCGGGAUGUCCUCAAGCAUCUGUUGCUGUGUGACCUGUAUGUGCUGGAGCCUUUCAUCAACCCGCCUCCCAAGGACCACUCGACUCAGUUCUUAUUCCGCCGGGGAUCCAGCCGCUCGCUCUGCGAGGACCCAGUGUGCACACCCUUCGUCAAGAAGGUCUUCGAAAAAUACCACUGCAGGAACCGUCGCUGUGGGCCACUCAACGUGACCUUAGCAGCUGAGGCCUGCCGCCGCAAGGAUCACAUGGCCCUUAAGGCUGUGCGCAUCCGUCAGCUGGAGUUCUUGCAGCCGCUGGCUGAGGACCCGAGACUGGACCUGCGAGUCAUCCAGCUGGUGCGCGACCCCCGGGCAGUGCUGGCCUCGCGCAUAGUGGCCUUCGCAGGCAAGUAUGAGAGCUGGAAGAAGUGGCUGGCCGAAGGGAAGGACCAGCUGAGCGAGGAUGAGGUGCAGCGGUUGCGGGGCAACUGUGAGAGCAUCCGCCUGUCUGCAGAGCUGGGCUUGCAGCAGCCAGCCUGGCUGCGCGGUCGCUACAUGCUGGUGCGCUACGAGGACGUGGCACGCAGGCCAUUGCAGAAGGCCCGAGAAAUGUACGGCUUUGCCGGCAUCCCCUUGACCCCGCAGGUGGAGGACUGGAUCCAGAAGAACACGCAAGCGGCCGGCGACAGCAGCAACAUCUAUUCCACUCAUAAGAACUCCUCGGAGCAGUUCGAGAAGUGGCGCUUCAACAUCCCCUUCAAGCUGGCACAGGUGGUGCAGGCUGCCUGCGAACCGGCCAUGCGCCUCUUUGGCUACAAGCUGGCGAGAGAUGCCGCCUCGCUCACCAACCGCUCUGUCAGCCUGCUGGAAGAGCGAGGCACCUUCAGGGUCAUGUAGUGGGGAAUGUCCGCGACCCUGGGCACAUUUUCUUGUGAAAGGCUGGCCCCUUCUUCUCUCACACCCAGCCUGGCAGUGAGACACAGUCCUGGCAGGGACUCAAAAUGGGGAACGGUGAUGGAAGUGUAGCCUCUGGCUGUAGCAGUAGGCUUUCUGCCAGCUAGUUUACCCAGCGCAGCUACAGCUAGGAUCUUGGGGCUGCUCUGAGGACAGCAGUGCCCUGUCUCCUUGGUGAUAUACUGGUCAUUCCCACACACCGUAUGGCCUGCAGUGUCCUGAGCAGACCCAAGUACUUUCCUAUGUAUGGACACACCUCCCGGGCUCUGUCUCACCUUGUCACAGAAACAUACAUGAAGCACAAAAAGAUCUGUAGGCUGUGUGGGCCAGAGUCCAAAUAUUUAACAACCAGAAGGGGUAGGCCCUUUCCAGUCACUCCGACCUCCUACUGUAUUAAAUGUUAACCUAUUCCUCUCUGGGUCAGAGAAGACUGGGGUCUGGCUGAGUCCUUGGAAGGAAAAGGGCAGCCUAGGGUGAGGAAGGGGGCGUUUGAAGCUCCUCAGGGGACAGUUGCUGCUUACUAACUGUUACAAAAUGGUUUGAUUAGCUGUUUCAGUUUCUCAUGAAUGUCAGCCUGUGUAGAACAAGACACACAAAGUGCAUGUAGAACAUACAA